This is a messenger RNA of Soboliphyme baturini, 666 nucleotides long. Lineage: Eukaryota; Metazoa; Nematoda; Enoplea; Dioctophymatida; Soboliphymatidae. The record is from the annotation of a GenBank genome assembly.
AUGCCAUUUCGUUCUCAUCGACAUGACACUUUCAUGCCUUCAUCAUUCAACCUCCGAUCUGCCAACAUCGCUAUGAGCAACGACCACCGUCGUCAGCAGGGCGAUCAGGCUAAGCUGUGCUGUGCUGUAACUUGCGUUGCCCCCCCCGUUCCCCCUCACCUAUCGAUUGCUGUUCUUGGAAAUACUAGUCAAUCGAUCGUAGGUCGAUUCUUCGAAGCCGCUGAAGGUAUUGCAUAUUGGAAUUUGUGGAACGGCCACCGAGCGAAGCGACUGAGGUGCCGUUUCGACGGUGAAAUAUGUUAUGUGCUCUGGUCGGGUCGGUCGACCACGGGUGUAUUACAGCAACAGAUUGAACGCCACGGCAACCUGCUGAUCAGCUCCAUACACAAGCAGCUGAUCCUCGCAGCCGAACACCCGCACCGCAGCGAUUGCGUCGUCGAUAACCUCAUCGACCGUCGUUUACGAUCUUUCCCGUCGUUAGAGCGCCGCUGGCACGGCCUGUGGCUGAGGUCAUUGGAGCAGCUGUAUCGUCUUGAACAGCCGAUAGCACAGGAGAUAUUUGAUGCAAGGUACAUGCCCGUUGCAGUCGUUCAAAGUAGAGCGACUGCCGGAUGCCUGUUUCAGAGAAAAGCUAGUAAGCCAUCGGUCAUCGGUAGCAGUUUUUGA